AUGGCAAUAGGCAUGGCGAAUCAGAUGUAUUAUCCUUGCGCAAUUUUACGUGAACUGCAACAACGAGGUAUUCAACAAACGAGAAUGAAUCCAGGCUGGCUAGCUUUUCCAGGCCACCCCAUCCAUCCUGGUCAUUCUAAUCAGGUCAUCGAUUCCACCCAAAUUGAAGACAUUAGGCUUCUCCAACCUGUAAUAGCAGAAUUAUAUGGGCCAUCUGGCAUGUGUCAGACUAUAGAUGCGCAGAUGUUGACUCAUCCAGAAUUUCUUGCACCCAACGACUCGCUUAUAUUUCAAGACCUUGGAAAACCUGCUCAAUCGGAGCCACGUUCUCAAGGCCCAUCUUCCAUGGGUGCUCUUCCAUUAGAAACGUCUGAAUCAGAGCCCUUUGAACAGCUUGAGCUGGAGCCGCUUGAGCUGGAGCCGCUUGAGCUGGAGCCACUUGAGCCACUCAAGCUGGACUCUCUUCCCUUGAAUGACUACCAGCAGGAACCUUCGCCACAGAGGGAGCUCUUCGAACAACAACUAAAUGAGUUUAUGUCAAAGGUUACAAAUAGACUAGAUAGGUGA
Molecule: messenger RNA, 567 nt
Organism: Verruconis gallopava
Lineage: Eukaryota; Fungi; Ascomycota; Dothideomycetes; Venturiales; Sympoventuriaceae
Exons: 1
Coding region: 1-567 (188 amino acids)
Source: RefSeq, a predicted model, not a curated record